Messenger RNA from Ylistrum balloti, 1839 nucleotides. Its product is annotated as solute carrier family 23 member 2-like. The coding region runs from base 1 to 1839 and encodes 612 amino acids. The record is from RefSeq and is a predicted model, not a curated record. Lineage: Eukaryota; Metazoa; Mollusca; Bivalvia; Pectinida; Pectinidae. The transcript has 11 exons. Gene Ontology annotation, cellular component: membrane. Gene Ontology annotation, molecular function: transmembrane transporter activity. Gene Ontology annotation, biological process: transmembrane transport.
AUGGCUGACGUGAAAGAUGUUUGUGAAAAUGGCGAGACUUGUCCUGGAGUUGAUAUUGAACUGGACAUUCCGGACGAGUCCACGGAUGCACCAGACAUAGUAUACAAGGAAGUCCCUGAACCGCUGCUCUACAAGAUCUCGGACAGACCACCUGUUCAUAUGACGUUUUUCUUUGCCUUUCAGCAAGUACUUGUAGCAUUGUCGGGGUCUCUAGCUGUGUCGUCAUUCGUGGCGGACGUCGCAUGUGCGUCUGACUUUUCGGACAUCAGGACAGACCUCCUCAGUUCUACUUUAUUAAUGAAUGGCGUGACUACAUUGUUGAUGGUCACUCUUGGGGCGAGGUUGCCACUGUUUCAGGGAGCAGCAUCUGAUUAUGUAGUUCCUCUCCUUGCCAUGCAGAUCAUCGAUAAAGACUUUUGCGCACUGCCAGAUUCGGCUACCAAUUACGCCGUAGAAAAUACAACUCUGCCUAUGACAAACAGUACGGGAUCUAUAACGGACUUGAAGAGACAAUUGUCUUUUACCAAAUUACAAGAGUUUCAGGGCUGUUUGAUCCUGGUCGGGAUCAUUCACUGCUUGGUUGGACUGACAGGCUUAGGCGGUCUCCUCCUCAGGUUUAUAGGGCCAGUCACAGUCGUUCCUGCAAUCUUACUUAGCGGCAUAUUUCUAUCACGUGCUACUGCGAAAUUCGCCAGAUCACACUGGGGCAUGGCAGCUCUAACUGCAUCUACGUCCAUCAUCUUAUCUCUUUAUGUGGGACAUAAGAAGAUGCCUUUUCCUGCCUGGUCACGAAAAAGAGGGUUCUUCAUUUAUUGGUAUCCAUUCCAUCAGGUUUUCUCGCUUUUGAUUGGUAUACUUGCGGGCUGGUUGAUGUCAGCCCUGAUGACUUGGUUCGGUGCUUUAACAACAGAUGUUAAUGAGACUCAGUAUAUGGCAAGAGUAGAUGCGCAAUCUGGAGUGAUCAGAGAUGCCAACUGGUUCAAAGUGCCAUACCCAAAUCAGUUUGGCGCACCUUCAUUCCAUACAGGAGUAUUCAUCGCCUUUCUUAUCGCCACGAUCACCUCAAUACUCGACUCAAUUGGUGACUAUUACGCAUGCGCUAGAGUUUGCAAUGUUCCCCCGCCACCAAAACAUGCGGUAAACCGCGGACUGGCUGUGGAGGGAUUCGCAAGUACAAUAUCCGGCAUGCUUGGUUGCGGUCACGCCACAACCACUAAUGGAGGUAGUAUUGGAGCCGUAGGAGUUACAAAGGUGGCAAGUCGUGACGUUUUCGUGUGUGUUGCAGUGAUUUAUAUAGUAUUUGGUCUCGUUGGAAAAGUUUCUGCAGUCUUUAUAACCAUACCACAACCAGUUUUAGGGGGCGCCAUGAUCGUUAUGUUUGGAAUGUUCAAUGGUAUCGUCCUGUCAAAUCUCCAAGUUAUAUCACUUUCAUCUACUCGGAACCUCGCUAUCAUCGGGACGUCUUUGCUCGUUGGCCUGAUGGUACCGUACUGGUUAGAGGCUUUUCCGAAUGAUUUCAGCACUGGAAAUCCCUAUAACGAUAACAUCAUAAAAACGCUGCUAGCCAACCCUAAUCUGUGUGGAGGUGUAGUUGCCUGUUUCCUAGACAACACCGUGCCUGGCACAAGAAAAGAGCGUGGUAUCACAGCGUGGCAGAAUUAUCAGGAAGAAGAUACAUGUGUGUACAGUGAGGGAGUGGAAGUAUACUUACCUCUCAUACCGGAGAGUUGGCGCUCGUGGAAGGUUAUGAAGUACCUACCUUUCUGUUAUCACCGUCCUGAAAAUCCGUCCAAAUUUACAUCAACACAAACAGAAAAACUACAGAAUCAUAUAGAGUAG